Molecule: messenger RNA, 2682 nt
Organism: Prunus armeniaca (apricot)
Lineage: Eukaryota; Viridiplantae; Streptophyta; Magnoliopsida; Rosales; Rosaceae
Source: the annotation of a GenBank genome assembly
AUGUCGUGGGUAUUCAAGCAAUCCCUCUGGGCACUGCUAGGUGGUAUUGCUCUGAUUCUCCUAGCUCAUGCCCAGGAUCAAUCAGGCUUCAUAAGUAUAGAUUGUGGUCUAGAGCAAAGUCCCGGCUACACAGAAAGAAUUACCGGCAUUUACUACAUUUCAGACUCCCCUCUAACAGAUACAGGAGACAGCAAGUCCAUAUCGCUCGAUUACAGAGAUCAAUAUACACGGCCCUUCUGGUUCCUUAGGAGCUUUCCCCAAGGAACCAGAAACUGCUACAGCAUACGCCUUACGGGCGGCGAUAAAUAUUUGAUCCGAGCAAGCUUCGUUUAUGGAAAUUACGAUAGCCAGGAACGUAAUUUACCAGAAUUUGAACUACAUCUUGGAGCUACUUUGUGGGAUUCAGUGGCGUUUUCGAAUGCGUCCAGCAUCACAAUCAAGGAGCUCUUGCAUACCCCUGCGCAAAACCAUAUACAUAUUUGUUUGGUCAACAUCGGCACUGGGGUUCCGUUUAUAUCAGCAAUCGAACUCAGGCCUUUACCCACUGCGUCUUAUCCAACACAGUUGCCCAAACAGUCCUUGGCACUUCUGUUGCGCUAUGACGUUGGUCAAACAGCUAAUACAGCUGGAUACAGGUAUCCCAACGAUAUUUAUGAUCGCCUAUGGUAUUCCUAUCCCCGCGAUGAUUGGGCACAAUUAAGUACUCUAUCCAUCAUAAACAACGAUCAAAACACAUACCAACUACCAUCUGAUGUCAUGCGUACUGCUGCCACGCCAAAACAUAUUUCGAGCCAAUUCUUGAAUAUUUCCUGGGUGCCUGCUGAUAAAUAUGCGGAAUAUUAUACUUACAUUCACUUUGCAGAAGUUGCAAAGCUCCAAGCCAGCCAGAUCAGAGAGAUCUCUAUUACCAUAAAUGGAGAGCUCACUUCGGACCCAUUUGUUCCUCGUUACCUGUACACAAAUACUAUUAACAGCACCCUGGCUUUCAGAGGAGGAGGAGGAGCACAAUCCUAUAAUUUUUCCAUCUUUACGUCUGAAGACUCUUUCCUCCUACCUAUCCUCAAUGCGUUCGAGAUUUAUAUGGUAAAAGAAUUCUUAGAAUCAGAAACAAACCAAAAAGAUUUUGACGCAAUCGCAAACAUCAAGUCAACUUAUAUAAUUAUUAAGAACUGGCAAGGAGAUCCGUGUGCCAAGGAUUACUUGUGGGAAGGUGUCACUUGUACUGCUAGUGCUCAUGAAAAUGAGUCCCGAUACAUCAAAUCCUUAAACUUGGAGAACAACAAGCUCACAGGCUCAGUUCCAGUGAGACUCAGUGACAGAAGCAAGAAUGGUUUGCUUCUAUUAAGUUUGUGCGGAAAUCCAAAUCUAUCCGGACAGGUUUCUUGCAAUAAGAAGAAGAAGAAGCACAAUCUCGGUGUUUCAGUAGGAGUCCCCGUUGGAAUUUCAAUCGGCAUAUUAUUAGUUGUAGCAGCUGCAGCUAUUUGGUGGCACUCCUUUAAAACCAAAGGAGAAAAAGCUAACACAAUGCCAGAGGAGCAAGAAGUUGGCCAUACUGAUACUAAGCCCACCCUUUUGAAGCCCCCUUCUGACCCCCGUCGGGGUCAACACUUCACUAAAGUUGAGAUCACGAAUAUCACCAGUAAUUAUACAUCGCUGCUUGGAGAAGGCGCAUUCGGAAAAGUCUACCGUGGCACGCUGGAAAAUAAGGUUGAAGUUGCUGUAAAAAUACUCUCGCCUAGAUCAAGUCAAGGCUUAGAAGAAUUUAAUAACGAGGUUGCGCUUUUGAUGAGUGUUGCUGAUCAUAAAAACGUGGUUUCCCUAAUUGGGUACUGUGAUGACGUUGACUGUAUGGCACUUGUUUAUGCGUUCGUGGCCUAUGGAAAUUUGAAACAGCAUUUAUCAGCUGUACUUUCCGCUUCACCACCUGCAUCAAGCCCGCAGUCACCGGACCACCGCUACAUAUCAUCAGCUCCAUUGCUUGUACGGUCCCAUCGCUCUGACUCAGAGCUCUCACCUUCGCCAUCUGCAUCACUUGCACCACCGCCUCACACCGGCGCCACAUUGUUUCACACAGCACAUUCACAUGGCCCCAAAUCAGAUAUUAUUAUAAGAGUUUUGACUUGGAAGGAGAGACUCGGUAUUGCUCUAGAUGCCGCACGAGGACUGAAUUACCUGCAUUCUCACCGCAAUAUGCCGAUAGUUCACAGAGAUAUAAAGCCAGCCAACAUUUUGUUAGACAAAAGAUUGCAAGCCAAGAUAGGUGAUUUUGGCAUUUCUAGAGCUUUUGCAACUGAAAGUAUCACUCACGUAUCAACUUUGUCCAAAGGAACACUUGGAUACCUUGAUCCCGAAUAUCACAACACAAAACGGCUCAACAAAAAAAGUGAUGUAUAUAGCUUUGGAAUUGUCUUGCUAGAGCUAAUAACCGGUAGAAGAGCCAUUAACACUGAAGUAGUACAACCUGGAAGACCAGAAGGAAAGUACAAGAUGGAUUCUGUUAGGAAAGCUAUACAAACUGCCAUGGCUUGUGUGCCUCUAACCGGAGCCGAAAGGCCAGACGUAGAUGUUGUCUAUAAGGAUUUAGAGCAAUGCUUGAAAAUGGAGUCGGCUCCUGAUCCCGAACCAAGGACUACAGCGAGCGAUGAUAUUACAUUUCCAACGAACAGGUGCAUGAUAUCAUAA